Messenger RNA from Xyrauchen texanus (razorback sucker), 6528 nucleotides. Its product is annotated as calcium uniporter protein, mitochondrial. The transcript is spliced from 9 exons. The coding region runs from base 58 to 1194 and encodes 378 amino acids. Gene Ontology annotation, cellular component: uniplex complex; mitochondrial inner membrane. Gene Ontology annotation, biological process: mitochondrial calcium ion homeostasis; calcium import into the mitochondrion. Gene Ontology annotation, molecular function: calcium channel activity; uniporter activity. NCBI's taxonomy places the organism in Eukaryota, Metazoa, Chordata, Actinopteri, Cypriniformes, Catostomidae. The record is from RefSeq and is a predicted model, not a curated record.
UGUCAGUCGGUUCAGCCGCUGCACUUGCGUUCCUCUCGGCCGGGUUUCACUUCAGACAUGGCUGCGAAAGUGUGUAGAUCGGUCCUUCUCCUGUACCGGAGCAGUGGAGCCGUAACCUCUUCUGCCUUUCCCGCAUUCGGGCUCUCCUCACAGCGACAUCAUCCGCGUACAAGAACGGAUCCGCUAUCCAUUCCCCUCGGAAGUCACCAGACUCUCAGGAGAGCACAUGGCCUGAGAACAGGUGCCAGUUCUGCUCUCUUCAGCCACCCCAGUGCCACUUUGCCAGCCCAGGGCUGGAAGGGCUCCCCCUCAUGGCAGGGUCAAAGACUACUGCGUUCAGCUGCUGUUACAGAAGAUGUUACAGUGGUGUAUCAGAAUGGUUUGCCGGUGAUCUCUGUACGUCUGCCGUCCCGACGAGACCGCUGCCAGUUCACCCUCAAACCCUUGAGUGACACAGUGGGAGUUUUUCUUCAACAGCUGCAGGCAGAAGACAGAGGUAUCGAUAGAGUUGCCAUCUACUCUACAGAUGAAGCAAGGAUAGCGUCCUCUACGGGGGUGGAUAUUUUACUUUUGGACAACUUUAAGCUAGUCAUUAACGAUACAACAUAUCUGGUGCAGCCGCCCAGGAGAGAUCUGCUGCCACAUGAGGAAGCAGAGCGACUGAAUGAUGUGAAGCUCUUAGUGCAGCAGCUCUACACCACACUGCGUAUAGAUGAGCAUCAGCUCGGCAAAGAGAGAGAGCUGAUUGGACAACUGGAGGACCUCAACUCUCAGCUCCGCCCUCUGGAGAAGGUGAAAGAAGAGCUGUGUAAGAGAGCCGAACGCAGGACUACUUGGGUGCUGUGGGGUGGGAUGGCUUACAUGGCCACGCAGUUUGGCAUUCUGGCUCGGCUGACCUGGUGGGAGUACUCAUGGGAUAUUAUGGAGCCUGUCACGUAUUUCAUCACCUAUGGCACAGCCAUGGCCAUGUAUGCUUACUUUGUGCUGACACGUCAGGAAUAUAUUUACCCAGAUGCCAGGGACAGACAGUACCUGCUGUUCUUUCAUAAGGGGGCGAAGAGAACACGCUUUGACAUUGAGAAGUACAACAAACUGAAAGAUGCGAUUGCUGAGACGGAGGUGGAUCUAAAGCGUCUUCGAGACCCGCUCCAGUUGAACCUCCCCAUCCAGCAAAUCGAUGCCAGCAAGGACUGAUGACAACAUUAAGACCCUUCCUCAACGCGCCCUUAUUUCAUUCUUAAUUUCAUGCCUCUCUUUCUUUUCAUAUUUUUCAGCCUCCUGAAAAACCAUUUCCACCUCCUGACCAUAUCCACAGCAAGUUUCUGAGUUGUUGUUUUUUUUAGCAUUAUUUGUAUUGUUUUCAUUGAUUUCCAGCAAAUUUGGCUCAUCGAUGCAGGGGAAAAGGGAAUACAGUUAAACAAAAGGAAACAACUACACCCCUAAACGGAUGGCUAUGAGUUGUUGCCUAUCAAAGCGCUUUGAUAACUACUGGACCACAGAGGAAAAACGCAGCUAUUUACAGGAAGUCCCUGCUUUCAGACAGGAAGUUGGGACAUUGGGAUUCAAACAGUACAUUGCAUGGAUCUGUGCAUAAAGACAGAUUCUGAGGGAUAAAAACCAUCUGCCCUUGGGUUAACAGUUUUUCCACAUUGGAGUACUGAUUUUCCUAACUCUGACACAUUGCAGAAGAGAUGUUUGGGUGUUGCUGUUUUCCAUCUUAGAAAAGAUGUGUUUACCAUCGAACCAGUUCUCAUGUGGCUGCAACGCUGCAUCUGCACCUGUACCUGUUCCUAACAGCCUAAGCUCCGCCCUCAAGAAUUCCUUUCUUGCUUCCUGUAUGGACCUGUUGAAAGCUGAAGACAAAUCUAACAGCUAAAAUAUCACUGUGUGUUCUAUUAUUCCAAAAAGAAAAAGAAAUGUUGGCACUUUUUAUUUUAAAAGCCAUAUUAUGUUUAUUAUUAUAAUGGGAAAAAAGAGAAUUUAGAGUAGAAACUUUUUCUUCUCAUUGUUAGAGGACAUUUUGUUUAUUUUUACCAUGCCACUGGGCAUUACAUAUCUCCAAAUGACCUGUCCUUUUUUUAAAUAGAGCUGUCAUGUUUGAAGUCCUACAAACCCAUCAUGUUAUUAAUGGUAACACUUUACAAUAUCAUUUCUUUUGUUAAGGGUUUAUAACAGGGGUUAUUAAUGAUUAAUAAAUUACAUAUAAAUCAUUUAUAUGCAGUUAUAACAACAUGAAUAAAAAGGUCUUCCAACACUUGCCAAAUAGUGGGCAUUUUAAUUUGCAUAUUAUAAAUGCUUAAUAAAUGCACUUAUUCAUACUGAAAUUAAUCAAAAGCAUAAAAUGCCCUUAUUCAUGAUUUAUGAUACGAUGCAGCAAAAAUCGACUAUUUUAGUGAGAUUUAAAGGAGGAAUCCUGCCAUUUUUCUUUGUUUACAUUCAUUCCUGUGAUAUCUUGACUCACUUGUGUUGUUACUUUCCCUGGCACGUUGAUAUCUAAAGAAUGGUGCUAGCCCGAGUGCUGUCCCAAUUUAACUAAAGUCCUCUGCAUACUUUAUAUAUGUCCACUUUACAUUAAGUUACAUUUUAAUUGGUUGUUGUUGUUGAAUAAGUGUUAAUAAGCAUUUAUAACAAGUGUGAAAAAUUGUCUUACUAUUUGGCAGGUAUUACAUGAAAAUCACCCUCUUUAAGCAUUUUGUUAUAACUGCAUAUCAAUGAUUUAUAAUGCAUUUGUAAAUGACUUAUUAGUUAUUAAUGAACCCCUUUAUAAAGCCUUAACACAGGGAACAUUAAUGUAAAUUCCAGAGGGAUUCCUGAGGUGAAUUACCUUUCUGGGAUGACUUUUAACAAAUUGAGAUCUUGACUGAACGGCUCUAUUCCCAUAAAAAAAAACGAAGCUCAGAUUGUCAACCCCUACCACUCUGUGCAUUUGUUAAUGAUUUUUAAUACUUUAUUGGUAUGAUGCUUGGGUACAACAGUUUCCCGCCAUUUACAUUGUGAUGAGGAAUCCACAUGGAUGCUUUCAAAUGUGCAAAGAUUUGUUUUGAGCUAUUUUCAUUGGUUCUUUUCAAAGGUUUCUUCUAUCUCUCAGCUAAUAUUUCUUUCAAACAACAUGAAAUGACAUUUUCACACAGUGCCUCACAGCAUCCGCUGCAGUGUGCUUGUUUGGGCUCUGAUUUUCUUCUAAACACACACGUUAAUCAAAUAAAAUCCAAGGAACUGACCCAUCGAACCAUCUAAAAGGGAUAAUUUACUCAAAAAUUGAAAUUCUUCAACUUUUCUUGCUGCCAUGUUGAUGCAAACCCUUAUGAUUUUAUCUCUUCUGUCAAACACAACAGAUGUGUUUUUGAAGAAUAUUCUGGUCUCUUUUUGUGGAGACUGAGGCUGCCAAGCUCCAAAAUGACAAUAAAGCUCCAUUUAAGUAUCAUAAAAGUAGUCCAUACUAGUCAUACUCUAUAUUCCAAGUCUUAUGAAGUCACACAGUAGCUUUUUUUUAUUUUUUUGCUUUGCCAUUUUGGACCUUGACAGACCCAGUCUCCAGUUGCCUUUAUUAAAUGGAAAGAAGCAGCCGGGAUGUUCUUUAGAAAAGAGAAAAUCGUACAGAUUUGGAAUGAAGUGUGGGAGUAAACAAAGACAAAAUGGUAAACUAUUCCUUUCAGCCAGGUCACGGUGUAAAAUGUGAUCUAUUUUUCUUUGUAACAUUUUGGACAUAACAAGUUCUCGUAACUCAUGUGGCGUUUUUAGCUACAUAUAUCUGCCUCGAUAUGCCAAGAGUCUUACCAUACAUGCAGAGAACGUGUAAUAUACUAGAUCCUAGACUUAGUGUGUGUUUUGCACACUUUGUGGCAUGCUAUAAAGAGAGAUUGUUGCAUCCUUUGUCUAUAUGUGGUAUCUUUAGCAGACAGGCCUUAGCCAUGGUUUGGCUGAUCUUAAUCAUUUCUUUCAUCAGUUUUGUCUCACAACUUCAGUUGUAAAUAUUACAGAGUGAGACUCCAGCCUACAGCUCUGAAGGAACAGAUGACCCAAAAAUGCAAACUUUGUCAUUAUUUAUUCACCCUCAUGUCUUUUCAAACCUGUAUGCCAUUUUAACACAAACAAAUGCUGCUCUUUCCCAUACAAUGACAAAAAUUGUCCAUACUAGUCAUACUCUAUAUUCCAAGUCUCCUGAAGUCAUAAGAGAGCUUUGUGUGAGCAGCAGAUUUAAAUGGAAGUCACUGUAUCUUUUCCAGUGCGCUCAAAUCUCAUUCGUGCUUGUGUUUGACGCCAUUGAUUUUUGUGUUGCAUGUGACUGAUUAAGACACGGCAGUUUUGAUUAUGCGCACAAAACAUUUAUAAAUACAUUUGUAUUAAAUGAGAUUUGAGAGCUACAGCAGAGGGGAAGAUGAUUGGUGAAUAACUGCUUAAAUUUAAGUCUGUUGCUCACACAAAGCACUCGUAUGGAUCCAGAAGACUCGGAAUAUAGUGCACGUGAUACGAUGAUACGUUUAUGGUGCUUUUUUGCCUUUUUUGCUUUUUUUGAGCGUGACCGUUUAAAUCACCAUCCACUUUCAUCAAUGCGAGAAAAAAAAAUAUCUUGAUUUUUCAUGUUUUCCAGUAAAAAUAUCUAAGAAUUGUUAAAACAAGAUACAUUUACUUGAGAAGAAAAACUACAUAAGUUGUCUUGUUUUGAAAGAAAUAUAACAAAAUUUAGUAAUUAUUAUUAAAAUUUAGCUUAUUACAUGAAAAAACGAUUUGCCAUAACGAUAUAAAAAAGAAUCGCAAAUAAUUUAGUUUUUUCUUGUUGUAAGCAUAUACGUUACUGAAUAUUGUCAGAUUUCUCUGCAAACAGGACUUAAUAUUUUAUAUUAAUUUUGCUACUCAAGUAAUGUUUUCUUCGAUAUUUCUUUUUACCUGAAAAUAAGACAAAAAGACUUAGUAAUUAUUAUUAUUAUAUAUAUAUUUUUUUUUUGGGCCGUUAUUGAAAAAAGACCAGUGUAACAUUCUGCCUUAGUGUUUCACAGAAAGAAAAUAAUACAGGUUUGGAGCAACAUGAAGGUGAGUAAACGAUGACCAUAAUUUAGUCAAAUUAUACCUUUAGAAAUAACUUUACUGGGAGGGAAAGCACAAUCCAUUCAUCAUAAACCUUAAUACUGUGGCUUUUUUAUGUGCAGUUUGCGUGUGUGGCUGAAUGUUUGUGAGUGGAAGUGUUGUGUUGGAGAGCGCCGGUUGUUGUUGAGGAAAGUACGGGGUCAGUGGGCAUUACCAAGAGUGAACGACUGAUUUACUCUUUAACUUUCGGUUUGAAAUGGAGAUACUUCUCUCUCUUAUACGACUUUGUGUUUGAACCGCAUUUGUUGGAUGACACAUUCUACUAUGAGCUUAAAUUUUGUCUGUGGUUCACAUGUAUUUGAUACAUGGACAGAGAUGGUGAUCACGAUUUUGCAAGUUCCUGUAACAGCGUUCUUGUCAAACCAACCCUAACCAUACUUGUCAAAAGUACAGUCAUCUGCAACAACAGUGGGACAGCUUUUUAACUGUGUUGUUCAAGUAUCUUGUCAUUUGUUGACAAAUUAUGAGUACAUAUUCAUGCAUAAUCUUCGUCCACAGCACUAUAAUCAAUAUGAGCAAAAGUCUAUUUGUCUGCCUCACAUAUGUUAUCAAUAAUCCUAAAUUCAUCCCAUCUGAAAACGUUAGUGCACGUGCAAAAAACACGCCCAUCUCCUCUUCAAAAAUGCCCAGACAUCCCUUGACCUACAUCUAAAGGUCUUGAACCUGAUCAUUAUCCAAUGAUACGUUUAACUUCUUUUCAUUUAUUUUGUAGGGUUUUCUUUUUGUUUCAGGGUUUUUAUAAUAAUCUAUCAAAUAUAUGGAACUUAUUCUAAAGCGGGUGUUGCAUGAAUGUAUGUUUACAUGGGGUAAUUAUAUCAAAAUGAAUUUUAAAAAUGUUAAGAUUAUUAUGAAUGCUGAUUGCAGAGUAACAGACUCGUUUAUCAAUAGAGGAUUUUUCCUUCUAGUCCCCAACCCUCAAUGGCCCUGUAGUGAGCGCCCUGAUGUACUGCGGUGGCACUGAAUGGGAAAGGAUCUAAACUCAAUUUAUGUCCUGUUUCAGUCUGUCUGUGGUCUGGCAGUCUUAAUACUGCUGCUCGAUCGCUCGUGUCUAUCAGAAGAGCUGCGGUGCUGCCUUUUAUUCUGAACCCUGAACUAAGAGUACCGAAGAUCUGAGCACAUUAUUUCUCCGCCUCUGACGGCCCUUGCUCCGCCCCUUUUUCUUCCUUGAGUCUGUCUCCCACACUGAUUACAUUUUAGAUAUGUGUAUUAUUUUAAACUUCCUUCAUGUGCACUUAAAAUGAAAAUUAUAUUUUGGAGAAAAAAGGAAAUGAGUGACGCUGAAUGAAAACAUUUUUGCUUUAUCCAUGUACUUUGUUCAUUGUUUUUCAUUGGCAUCGGAUGCUGUAAUGCUAGAAGACUUUAAAAAGUAAAGUGUAAACUCCUGUAUCAUUUAUGAAAUGUGUAUAAAAGAGAAAUGUAAUUCAAUUAUCAAUAAAUAAUUAU